Trichoplusia ni (cabbage looper) is the source of this 3388-nucleotide messenger RNA. RefSeq names its product long-chain fatty acid transport protein 4-like. Gene Ontology annotation, molecular function: long-chain fatty acid transmembrane transporter activity; long-chain fatty acid-CoA ligase activity. Gene Ontology annotation, cellular component: endoplasmic reticulum. The record is from RefSeq and is a predicted model, not a curated record. The transcript has 12 exons. Gene Ontology annotation, biological process: triglyceride homeostasis. The coding region runs from base 394 to 2325 and encodes 643 amino acids. Lineage: Eukaryota; Metazoa; Arthropoda; Insecta; Lepidoptera; Noctuidae.
UGAAAUAAUCAAAUAAUGUAAGACGUCAUCCGCACAAGGCAUCCGCGAAAAAAUUUGUAACUGUCGCGUCCUAUAUCGGUAUUUUAUACACAAGUUCAGAUGAGUUAACCGGGGUGGGUGACAUAGCGCGCCUACCGUCCGGGGAUCAGCUGUUGUCGGCGCAUGUGCAGCUGGCGCGAGGGGGGCUCGGGGCAGGCGCUCCGCCAUUGACGCGGCCGCUCGCGAGGCAAUCGCACCGCACCGCGUCCUUCCCGCAUUUAUACGAAACUGUUCGGUGUCGAUGGACGCGCGCGUCCCCGGUGCGUAGUGAUCGCGCGUCGUACUCGCACGUACUGUUUAUCUGUUACCGGUGUAUAGUUAGCCGCUGUGUGCCCUACUGGGCUGAUCGCCAGCAUGGACGCGAUACUGGCAGCUCUCGUCGCUCUCAUGGCACUGGCCGCCGCGAUGGCCGCCGUGCUCAGUACACUCUCUAAGGCGGCGAUAUUCGUCAUCCUCGCUGUAGCGCCCUGCGUCUACCGAUAUAGGAGGCACAUUUACGUAUUUAUCAAGACUCUACCGAGAGACGCCAAGUUCCUAUGGCGUUACGCGCAGGGCAUGAUCCGCUCGAAGCGGUGGGGCCGGCAGGACAUGACUGUGGCCCAACUGUUCACCGAACGCGCUCUCAAGAACCCGGACGCUCCUUGCUUCAUCGUGGUGGGUGACCGCACCUGGACCUUUGGCGAGAUGGCCACAAACUCUAACAAGGUGGCUCGAGUGAUGCAAGAGCACCUGGGUCUAAAGCGCGGCGACGUGGUGUGCGUGUUCAUGCCGAACUGCGCGGAGUACGUGUGGACGUGGCUGGGCAUGGCCAAGCUCGGCGCCGUAUCCGCGCUCAUCAACAGCAACCUGCGCCACAAGCCGCUGCUGCACUGCAUACAGGUCGCCAAGGCUAAGGCCAUCGUCUUCUCCGAACACCUCGCUGAAGCGAUAUCUGAGAUCCGUGAGCAACUCCCGGAGGACAUGAAGCUGCUGCAGCUGUACGGCGUGUGUGCGCCGGGCGUGGUGGACCUGCGCGCGGAGAUGGCGCGCCAGCCCGCCGACUACCCGGACGUGGUGGACAAGCCGCGAUACAAGGACACGCUGCUCUACAUCUACACCUCGGGGACCACCGGCAUGCCCAAGGCCGCUGUACUGCCCAACUCCAAGUACCUGCUGGUGGUGGUGGCGACCGUCCACAUGCUGGGCCUGAACAGCAAGGACCGCAUGUACAACCCGCUGCCGCUGUACCACCUGGCGGGCGGCCUGGUGGGCACGGGCGCCGCGCUCGUCGACGGGAUCCCCUCCGUACUGCGCGCCAAGUUCUCCGCCUCCAACUACUGGACCGACUGCAUCAAAUAUGAUUGCACGGUCGCGCAGUACAUCGGAGAGAUGUGCCGCUACCUGCUGGCGCAGCCGGCGCGCGUGUCGGACGCGCAGCACCGCGUGCGCAUCAUGGUGGGCAACGGCAUGCGCUACGCCAUCUGGCAGCAGAUCGUCGACAGGUUCAAAGUGCCCCAGAUAAAUGAAAUCUAUGGAGCUACGGAGGGCAACGCCAACAUAAUAAACGUGGACAACACAGUGGGCGCGGUGGGCUUCCUGCCGACGCUGGUCCCGACGCGGCUGCACCCCAUCGCGCUGGUGAAGGCCGACGACACCGGCGCGCUGCUGCGCGGGCCCGACGGGUACUGCAUACGCUGCAAGCCCAAUGAGCCUGGAAUGUUCAUCGGGCUGAUUGCUCAGGGCAACGCCUCCAGAGAGUACUACGGAUACGUUGAUAAGAACGACAGCAACAAGAAGUUGAUCCGCGACGUGUUCUGCAAGGGCGACGCCGCCUUCGUGUCGGGCGACAUCCUGGUGGCGGACGAGCUGGGCUACCUGUACUUCCGCGACCGCACCGGCGACACCUACAAGUGGAAGGGGGAGAACGUGGCCUCCGCUGAGGUCGAGGACGCCAUCUCCACCAGCCUGGAGCAGAGGCCCUGUGUCGUCUAUGGAGUCUCUAUCCCGCAGCUGGAGGGUCGCGCGGGCAUGGCGGCCAUCGCGGACCCGUCCCGCUCGCUGCAGCUGAAGCGCCUCGCGCGGGACCUGGACGACUCGCUGCCCUCCUACGCGCGCCCGCUCUUCCUCAGGAUCAUGAACGACAUCGAGAUCACCAGCACGUUCAAGUUGAAGAAGCUGCAGUACCAGAAGGAAGGCUUCGACCCUGAAGUGAUCAAGGAGCCGCUGUACUUCCGCUCCGGCGACGACUUCGUGCCCGUCACGCCCGAGCUCUACACCAACAUCUGCAGCGGGAAGGUCAAGCUGUAGACACGCCGGCAGGCGGGCAGCGGCUGGCACCGACACCGCACCUACUGCUGUCUGUACUCAGCGCCGGACAAUACAUGUAAAUCAAUUUGUGAGAGUAUCCUUAAAACAUUCGGUAACGCUCAAGUCGAUAUCAUUCACCCAAUGUGAGACAAUCUCGAAAUUUCCGUACUCAGUAUGAAGUUAUGAACCUCCCUGGUAGGGAACGAGAGAAUGCCUGCAGGCAGCCUAUAGGUAGAUAGACCAAAACACAGAAUUAUGCACUAUUUACGCUAUUACGUUUCAUUGUGCUAAUUAUUAGAUAUUACUAUAGCCGGUUAGUUUAAAUUUACAUUUAUGUAUAGACUUCGUAAAUUGUUGUUCAAAACCAUUACUAGUUAAGGCAUCGGUGGGAGGGGUGUGGACACACUACCUUAGGUAAAUAAUAAUGGGUAACCUUGAAAAGAAUAUGAUAAUACCAUUAGGCUUAUUUUUUUAAUUGUAAUCAGUCCAACCUUGUUGUAAACAAGUGUGACGUAUGUGAGCGUGUGCGUGUGAGUGUGUGCGUGCCCGCGGUAAUAUUGUUUAGGCGUAGAGAACACUAGCUGUUGGUUCAGGCUCGUCACCCAGAUACAUAUAGCUCUACGACUCUUGCUUCAAAUCGAAACCUUCAUUCAUUCAGCUUAUUUCUUUAUAAAUCAUUAAACACAAAAUCAAUUUAGCAUUAAUUAUUAUACUGCUGGUUUUACAGAAAAAAUAAAACUGUUUAAAAAUAUUAUUGUAUGUAGCGUAUUAGAUGACAUUCCACCAUCUAGUCACAUAAGGUGUUCUAUUCGUUUAUCUUAACAUGUAUUUGAGUUCCUAAGUAUUGUUUUGGGCACUUUAAGUCCUAAUAUUAGCGAAGCAGAUACCAAAUAAUUUAAUAAAUACUUGGCAAGGAAUCGCGAUACGGUCUUGUAUUUAGAUUUUUGUGCCUUGUAACGAAAAUCGCUGCACAGUAGUGUAGACUAGGAAGACUUUGCAGUUUACUCCUAAACAAAAUUAUUACGUAAGUUGUAAAUAAUUAUAAUAAAUGAUUAAAAUGUCA